AUACUUUUAUCUGUCAGUUCUGGUAAAUAUUUACUUGGUUUCACUCAUCAAUAUUGUAUUGUAUUCAAUAUGCUAUAAGAACAUAUGUUUGUCAAUUAUUGGAAAUAGCAUAUACCCCCAGACAAUCUAGGCUUUUAGUUAGCAAGAAGAGUUAUGGGAGCAAUAAAAUAUGGAAUCUUUUUUUUUUUACUGUCAAAGAUUCUUGCUGUGAAUUGUCUGCAAAAAAAUCCUACAGAUUCGGUACAGUUUAAUGGACAAAAUGCAGGAGCGCCUAAUUCUUGGCCUGGUCAACCUGCAGUUCCCCAAGAAAUGACAAAUUAUUAUAAUUCAAUAAAUCCUAACCCUCCACAAAAUCCUUAUUUGAAUAACAAUGAUAAUCAACAACACAUUAAUUAUCAGAAACAAUCGCCCAUGCCUCAGCCGUAUAAUGGGCCACACAAUUUUAAUACACCACAAUACUAUACUGCGCCGCAACACUUUACCCCCCAAAAUCAAAACUAUUUGCCACCAACAAACCAUCAGAUCCAACAAGUAAAUACAUUUCAGCCGCCUUUAACGGGAACGCCACAAAUAGCACAAGCAAAUUCAAUGCUUCAACAUCAAUCAAAAGCACCAACGUCAAUACCAAUAGGCCAAUUCAACAGUGAAUCAGUGCAUGGUCAGCAGUCAAUUAAUAUGCAAUAUCCAAAAUUUAACCAAAAUGAGAACACCAAAUUUAAACAGCCUGUAAUAAAUCAGAAAAAUGAACAAUCACAGAUACCACAAUCAUACAAUUUACACCCACCAUCACAGAGUGGACAAGGAGAACCCCAGUCUUUCGGAACAAUAGAACCUUUGCCUUCAAAAGAAGAUCAGAAACAAUUACCUAUGAGUUUAAAUCACCCAAUACCUGAGGAAUUACCAGAUUUUGGUGAAUUACCAGAUUUUGGCCAAGUUAUAAAUAACGAUAAAAACAAUGAAAAUAAACCAUUACCAGUCUCUUCGACAAUAGUCCCACAAUUAUCACCACUUCCAUCACAAAAUCAAUUACAACCGUCCCUUAAACCAUUAAACCCGUCUUUAAAACCAUUAGAUAAAGGUUAUUCUACAACUGAUGAAAAUAAUAUGGUGAAUAAAAAUGAUGCACCGUUUAUUUCUAAAGGAGACUUUCCUAGUAAUAUUCCACCAACAGAAAAUCAAUUACAUUUAUCACAAUCACCUCCUUCAAUUACUUCUCCUAUCUCAAAUAAAUUACAACUGACUCAAAUGCCAUUACAAUCUUCUACAAAACCAUUGGAUAAUGGUUUUUCCACAUCUAAUAACAAUAAUAUGGAUACUAAAGAUGAUGAGCUGAUUAAUUCUCAAUCAGAUUUUCCGAAUGAUACAUCUCUUUCACCAGAAUUACCUCCACCAAUAAAAAGUCAAUUAAAUUUACCACAAUCUUCUCCUUCAAUUCCUCCUAUCUCAGAUACAAUUCAACUGUCUCAAAUACCAUUACAAUCUUCUUCAAAACCAUUGGAUAAUAAUUCUUUCACAUCUAACAAAAAUAAUAUGGAGAUUAAAGAUGUUGGACCGUUUAAUUCUCAAUCAGAUGUUCCAAACAAUACAUUUCUUAAACCAAAAUUUCCUCCAUCAACACAAAAUCAAUUAAAUUUACCACUAUCUUCUUCUUCAAAUUCUCCUAUCGCAAAUCAAUUACCACUGUCUCAAAGUAUAUUACAAUCUCCUUCAGAACUAUUAGAUAAAGGCUCCUUAACACCUGAUAAAUAUAAUAUGGAUAUUGAAGACGAUGAGCCAUUUAGUACUCAACCAGAUGUUCCGAAUGAUACAUUUCUUGGUCCAAAAUUACCUCAAUCCACACAAAAUCAAUUCAAUUUACCACAAUCUUCAACUUCAGAACUAUCAGAUAAAGGCCCUUCAACACCUAAUAAAAAUAUUAUGGAGAUUGAAGAUGGGUUGCCGCUUAAUAAUUCUCAAUCAGAUGUUCCGAACAAUAUAUUCCUUAAUCCAAAUAUACCUCCACCAACACAAAAUCAAUUAAAUUUUCCACAAUCUACUUCUUCAAAUCCUCCUAUCUCCAAUCAAUUACCACUGUCUCAAAUGCCAUUACAAUCGUCUUCAGAAUUAUUAGAUAAAGGUCCUUCAAUUCCUAAUAUAAAUACUAUGCAGGAUGAAAAAUACGGUGUGUCAUUGAAUUCUAUACCAGGAUUUCUGGAUGAUAAAUCAGGGCCACUUAUUAGCAAUGUUGUGCAAAAUGAAAACAUUUUGAUAGAUAAUUCACAAAUAGAUAUGCAAACAUUUUUAAAACCUGAAAAUAAUGAUAGUAUGAAUCCACUUAAUAAUGUUUCGGAAAAUCAAGAUUAUUCUAAAUUAGAAUCUAAUAAUAUACCAUCACAAGAACAGGACGUUAUGAUAAUUCAUCCACAACCAAAUGAUUUAAUAAAAGAUACCAUUUUAAAUGACGAAACUAAAAUGCAAAAUGCAUCGAACGAUUUUCCAUUGCCUACAAAUUUUGUAGAUACACAGCUGAAUGAAGAAUCAAAAAUUCAAGAAGCAAUGCAUGAAUUACCAGUUUUUCAAUUUGAUGAAUAUAAUAAAGAAAGAAAUGCAUUGCAUUCAUUGGAAAAUGUAGUAUUUGACGAACCUUUAGAGGAAGGACUAUCGAAGUACGAUAAAUCAUAUAUUGUAGACACGGAAAAUCCUGAAAACACGAAACAGGACAACUCUAAAAUAACUGCGUUCGCCAAUCCUAAUGAUGUUCACAUCCAGCAAAUAUCUCCUGAACAGUCACCAACUAGUGAUAAUAGCUAUCCAAACAAUAAGUAUUUAUUAAAUACGCCAUCAACUGACAUGCCAUGGUAUAAACCCUCAUUUCCAAAUACAGUUGAUUAUGUUCAACAAUCGAAUUCGAAUGCUAAUAAUCAACUACUAAGUUCGUUAUUAAAUUUUAAUCAAAAUCCAAUGUAUCCGCCAACUAAUAAUUAUUAUAAUCAACAAGACCCUUAUUCUGCUUUUGGUAAAAAUCAGAUGAUAUCUAAGACACAAUUACCUAGUUUGUCGCUAAAUGCCAAUCAACCAAGCUCUAAGGACAAUAGUGGAUGUAUUUACAAGAAAGUAGAUUUAAAGAACCCUCCUCCGAAUAUUUCUAAUUCAUGGUUAUUAUUAAAUAAAGAUUACACAAAAAACCCAAAUCAAAAUAACGCGUUUACGAGUUAUGAUGGUACAACACGUACAAAUAUCUUCGGAGCACCUUCAAUGUCUUACCAAAAUAAUAUUCAGGGAAUUUUAAAUUCAUCUUCAAACGAUAUGUUUGUACAAAAUAUGAUGUCCGUAAUAUCAAAUUCGCUUCAGGCACCGUUGGUUGGGACAAAAGCAAUAUUUGACGUAACACGUGCAAAUUUCCCACGUGCACCAGUGAGUCAUAUUAUUCGCUUAACACACGCUAUCGUACGAUCCGUGAUGCUCAGUCUUCGGCAGACUUUGAAUACGGUUAUGAACACUUUAUACGGUCGUCGAUCUAAACGUGAUUUCAAUCCUUCUGAGGCCCUGCAUAAAUUGCCGGGUGCUCUGAUUAACAAAUACUCUGAACAAUCUACCGCUGCGCCGACAGCAAAUAAUAUGAAUAUGCCAUACUAUACUCAACCGGAUUCAACAGGUCAACCACUGGUGGCAGAUUUUUUUGCAAGUCAACCAAUUCUUCAACAACAGCAGACGCGCUAUGAUGGUGUAACCGACAUGAAUUACUACGGAUCACAGUACAAUAAUAACAAUAGAGUCAUGCCGCAACCAGCGAACACUCAAAAUUACGUUUUAAAUUCUUUGGUCGAUGCCAUCACUACUGCAAUACGUUCAAAUGUGCCGGAUUCGUACUCAAUCGACACCCCAGAGGUAAAAGAAUACACCCAGCAAGUGAUCGUGACCGUUGAAAUAGUAUUCAAAAAUCAGAUUGAUAACAUAAUUUAUGGACAACCGCCAGCAAUGAAUACAUAGUAAAAACUAAUAAAUCAAUUAAAAUAGUUUUA
Molecule: messenger RNA, 4001 nt
Organism: Metopolophium dirhodum (rose-grain aphid)
Lineage: Eukaryota; Metazoa; Arthropoda; Insecta; Hemiptera; Aphididae
Product: GATA zinc finger domain-containing protein 14-like
Exons: 6
Coding region: 154-3969 (1271 amino acids)
Source: RefSeq, a predicted model, not a curated record